Molecule: messenger RNA, 1103 nt
Organism: Arachis duranensis
Lineage: Eukaryota; Viridiplantae; Streptophyta; Magnoliopsida; Fabales; Fabaceae
Product: tetraspanin-3
Biological process (GO): auxin-activated signaling pathway
Cellular component (GO): plasmodesma; plasma membrane
Source: RefSeq, a predicted model, not a curated record
AAUUGGAGCACUAAACUUCCUAACUUUCCUCCUCUCGAUCCCAAUCCUGGGCGGCGGAAUAUGGCUGAGCAGCCGCGCCAGCACGACCGACUGCCUCCGGUUCCUGCAGUGGCCCCUAAUCGUGAUCGGAAUCAGCAUCAUGGUAGUCUCACUGGCGGGCUUCGCAGGCGCGUGUUACCGCAACACCUUCCUAAUGCGUCUCUACCUGGUCGUAAUGUUCGUCGUCAUUGCGGUUCUCAUCGGCUUCAUCAUCUUCGCGUAUGUUGUAACUGACAAGGGAUCGGGCCGGGCCCUCUUGAACCGGGCCUACUUGGACUACUACCUUCAGGACUACUCGGGCUGGCUGGAGGAGCGCGUGGCCAGCAACGCUUAUUGGCCCAAGAUAAGCGCGUGUGUUAGGGACUCUAAGGUUUGUGGUAGAAUGGGAAGAAGCAUUAAUAGUGUUCCUGAGACUCCUCAAAUGUUCUAUCUUAGAACCCUCUCUCCCAUUCAGUCUGGUUGUUGCAAGCCUCCAACAGAAUGUGGCUAUAUCUACCAAAAUGAAACGGUUUGGAACAUCGGGUCGGGCGCAAUGGCGGCCAACCCGGACUGCUCAAGGUGGAGCAAUGACCAAGAGAUGCUCUGUUAUGGCUGCGACUCUUGCAAGGCCGGGGUGUUGGCAAGUCUCAAGAAGAGUUGGAGGAAGGUCUCCGUCAUCAAUAUCAUCGUCAUGAUCAUCCUUGUAAUUGUCUACAUCAUUGCAUACACUGCAUUUAGGAACAAUCGGAAGAUGGACAACGACGAACCCUACGGAGAAGCCAGAAUGACAAAGGCACAACCUAGUAGAAUCAAUAUUUAGGACCACUAUUUUGCAUGGCAAAGGGUUUUACAUGCAUAUUUUAGCAUUUUCUAGCCUUAAGAAGAUGAUGUUACUUAGUUUUCGUUAUUAUUUGUAUAUUAGAUAGGUGUGACAUGAAUUUGGUUUUCAUUUUGGAAAGUUGAUGUAUAUUGUGUUUACUUUUGAAGAAGAAAUCUGAUCACUUUGUAAUAGGUUGAAAUCAAGCAUUUACUUGAUUUAUGUAUGAUUUACCUCAACCCCAAUCUUAAUAUUGAUAUUGGUAGUC